AUGGCGUCGCAGGGCCUUCUUCGCCUGGUUCCAGUUGGCCCUCGCCGCAAGGACCUGUCCGUGAUCAACUUCCAGCCGUGUCGUGGAGAGCUGGAGCUUCCUGUGGAGACUGCAGGGCCUGGACUGCUGGUCGUCACGUGGAUGACAGACGCAGCGACACUGGCAGUGCAAAGGAAGGGCAUGGCCAGGGAGACCCUUGAGCUGGGGGACAGCCUGGGCGACAUCGGGAGGGGCACCAAGCUGGAGCUCGUCCCGACGGACGCGCAGCACGGCAAGCCGGGGGACUGGGCGUACAUUGUCUCCGAGUUCAAGACCCCGCCCCGCAUCCAGCCAUCGGCGAUGGAUGCCACCCCCAUCGCGCUGACGGGCGCGCGCCUGGCGGUGCUGCCUGCAACAGGCGGCCGCACCGCCGCCGCUGCUGGCGACGGCAUGGCGACGCCGGCUGUGCCGAGGGCGCUGCACCCAGCUACGGCGGGCCUGCCUGCGACGGCUGGCGCAUCCACCAGCCAGGUCAAGCGGGCUGCCGAGGAGGAGGCUGAGCCUGCUACAGCCGCCGCUCCAGCGGUUGCGGCCCCAGAGUCAGCAUCAAAGCGGCAGAAGCUGGCAGAUGCUGAUGGGACGGCAUCGGUAGCUGGCGCUGCGGUGAGCGGGGCGGCGCCGCCGCCGCACGAUGCAGAGAUGCGGGAGGCUGGGGAGGAGCUGGGGCCCCAGCAGGAGGAGCAGCAGCAGGAGUGGCAGCAGCGGCAGCAGCCCCGGGAGUUGAUGCUGUAUGCUGAGACUCAAGUGCUCGACCCCUAUGGCGCUGAGGAAAGCGACGGCAACGACGGCGGCCCGGCACCUGCGCCGACGGCGGCAGAGGCUGGUGCAGCAGCCUCCCCGGCCUCUUCAGACGCAGCGCCAGCAGGCGAAGGAGGCGACACGGCGAGCGAGGAGGACGCGCAGCGGCGGCAGCCGCCCGCCGCGGCGCUCAUUCCGCCCACCCAGGUGCACCCAGGGCUGCUGUUUGCCACCAGGUCCUUUGCCACGAUGCCGCACAUGCAGCUGGGCGGCUCAGGGCAGCUGUCUCGCUCUUUCUUCCUGCAGGCGGUGGGGUUUAUGGAGGCGGAAGAGGAGGCAGAAGAGGAGGAGGAGGAGGUGGAGGAGGAAGGGGAGGCUGCGGCAGAGGAGGCUGCGGAGGAGACUCUGCGUGGUCAUGAGCAGCAGGAGGAGCAGCAGGGGCAGGAGCAGCCUGCAGCUGCUGGGGCUGGGCAGCCCGGCUGGGAGCAGCCUGCCGAGGCACAGCCGCUGAAGCUUGACACGGCAGCAGCUGCCGGCCCUCUGGCAGUGCCCUCUGCAGUCGCGACUGCUGCAGCCGCGACUGCUGCACCGCCUCCCAAGCCCUCCGGCCGCGCCUCACGCCCCGGCGCCGGCUCUGUGGCUGCCGACGUGGUCGGCGCCACGGUGCGGCAGUGCGGCGAGCUGCUGCAGGAUGUGCGGGCCGUGCUCUUCGAUCAAGGCGGCGGUACCGGCAGCAGCCUGGCGACAGCUCAGCGUGCCGCUGCCUGGCUGGCGGAUGUGGAUGCCAUGCAGCAGCGCAGCGAGAUGAGGCCCAUCGUGAUUGGGGUGGUGGGCGACACGGGGGCGGGCAAGAGCUCCAUGCUGAACGCCCUGCUGGGCGAGGAGGAGGUGCUGCCGCAGAACGGCAUGCGCGCCUGUACCGCGUGCGUGGUGGAGGUAUCCUACGCGCCUGGCCACGCCUACUCAGCAGAAAUCGAGUUUGUGACGCAGGAGGAGUGGGCCCAGCAAGUGGAGGGGCUGUGGCACGACCUGCUGGGGGAGGAUGGGCAGCCGCAGAUCACCCGUGGCGAGCGCAACCCAGAUGGCCGAUCCAUGCAUGGAGCCGCGCAGGCCGUGCUGGAAUCUGUGCUUGGCAAGCCCCUGGUACGCCGCCACAGCGGGGUGACCCUGGAGCAGCUGCUGAGCGCGCGCAGCUCGGCCACCAGGCACCUGGGCGAGACGAUUCGGGUGCGGGAGCACAGCGCCAAGGAGUUCCGAAAGAUGAUUGGAAAGUAUGUGGACAGCAACAACAGGCGCGGCGACGACGUGUCCACCUGGCCGCUGGUGCGGGUGUGCCGCAUCUCCCAUAGCUGGCCGGUGCUGGCCACCGGCGCCAUGCUGGUGGAUCUGCCGGGCGUGAGGGAUGCCAACGCGGCGCGCGGCAAGGUGGCGGAGGCAUACCUCAGGAAGUGCAGCGCCAUCUGGGUGGCCGCCGACAUCACGCGCGCCGUGGACAACAAGACCGCCAAGGAGAUGCUGGGCGACGAGUUCAGGCGGCAGAUGAUGAUGGAUGGCCAGUUUGGCUGCAUCUCCUUUGUGUGCACCAAGGCUGACAACAUCAUGCCUCGCGAGGCGAUCGAGGGGCUGGGCGUGGACGAGAUCUGCGCACGGACAGAGACUCCUGUGGAUGAUUUCAUCAGGCUGGACGAUGCGGUGGAAGCAAAACGGGACCAGGAGAGCGACCUGGAGCACCUCUACAUGACCAGCCUGAAGGCGGUCAAGAGGAUUCUGAAGAAGUCGGGAGAGUGCGAUGGGCGGCUGCAGGUCAUCAGGGAACUGAUAGAAGAGCGGGGUGGCAACUUUGGGCUCGACCAGGCGGCGCCUGGAGAGGAGGAGGGCGGCUCACUGAUCGUGGGUGACACCGAGGAUGAGGAGGAUGCCAUGGAUGAUGAUGAGGACAGCGGCUCUGAGUCGGAUUCGGAGGAAGAAAUGGAGGAUGGGGAUGAGCAGAUCAGCCUCGAAAAGGCACGCAAGGACGGCCUGAAGCAGGGGCGCACCAAGGGCAGGAAGAAGUACGGGAAGUGGAAAGUGCUGCAGCUGCAGCAGGAGCGGCGUUUGGUGCUGGAGAAGCUUGAGAAGGCGCGCGGCGCUCGCAAGGAGGCUGAGGCCGAGAAGCGCCAGCACCGCGGCCGGCUGGACGGCGUGAAGCGCGAGCUGCAGAAGCUGCAGGUCCAACUCAACAGCAUCUGCGCCAGAGCGCGCAAUGGCUAUUCCAAGGAGCAGCUCAAACGGGACUUCAGGGAGGGCGUGGAGGCGGUGGAGGCGGGCUCUGGCGGCGUGCGGGCGCUGGCGGCGGCCGACCUGGACCUCCCCAAGCUGGAGGGGCGGUGCCGCCGCGACGGCCCCACGGGCGCCUUCAGCCGCCUGGAACAUACAGAGGUGCCGGCGCUGAGGGAGCAUGUGCACGACAUUGCGCGCAGGGGCCGCAUCCACACCGCGCGCAGCCUGGCCGCCAGCCUGAGCUCGUUUGUGGUGUCCACCGCGCUUCUGCUGCGGGACCAGCGGGAGCUGGAAGGGGAGCUUGGCGGUGCGGUGAAGCAGGCGUUUGAGGAGCAGGCGGGGCAGCUGCAGGCGGAGCUGGAGAAAAGGCUGAAGGCCUGGGCCGAGCAGCUGGACACUCUGGUGCUGAGCGAGGGGCUCAGCCCGCGCAUUGAGUCAGGCGCGGGGCGCGCCGAGUCCAAGGCUGUGGCGACGGCUGUGAAUUGGGGCGCGCCUGUGAUGCGCGCCGCGGGCAGCCGGGGCGGCAGGGUCGGGGGCGGGCUCUACUGGGGCACCUACAAGGCCACCGUCAAGCGAGGGGGCGACUACACCAGCCCGACCGCGGGCGAAAUCAGCUUCAACGGCGACCUGGCCGCCCCCAUACUGGACAGCAUCGCCGUGGAGUGGGACAACACCUUUGGCGCCAAGAUCGCCACACACCUGCGCGGCUUCCGUUCCCUGGCGCUGGCGGCGCUGGGCGGGGCACUGGAGGCGGUGAGGGCCUCUCUGGCGGCUGCGGGGCUGGACGCCCUCCGCAUCGACCGCCUGUGCCACCAGGUGCUGCAAGAGGAGGGGCGGCGCCUGAGUGAGGCUGUGGAUGCAAUGCUGGGCCCCGUGGCAGAGAAGCAGCGGGACCUGUCCCGUGACGUCAUCAAGCCCACGGUGAAGGAGCACAUGAGCGAGGCGUACCAGCUGUGCACCGCGGAGAUGGGGGGCGGCAUGUUUGACCGCAUGCGGCGCCACAUGCGGUGCCACGUGGAGCGCGAGCAGGGCCGCAUGUUUGUGGACGCGGCGCAGCGCCUGCGGGAGGAGUUGCGGCACGUGGUGGCAGCCCUGUAUGCGGGCGUGCAGAAGCUGGCCGGGCAGAUGCUGGCCCGCCUGGCCUCCCACUUCUCGGUCCUCUGGGAGCAGCCCCCCAGCGACGAGCAGCAGCGCGGCGCCGCGGUGGCGGCGCUGGCCGCGAUCGCCACCCAGGCGGCGGCGGUGUGCGAGGCCGCCGGCGCGGCGCCCUGCCCCAACCUGCCCACCCUGCUGGCGCCGCCGCCGCCGUCUCCGCAGCAGCACCAGCUGCAGCAGCACCAGCAGCAGGCCGAGCGCCGUCGUGGCCCCAGGCGCUCCCCAGGAGCUCCGCUCAACCCUUGGGACUUCCUUGGGAGGGCUCCUGAGCAGGAUGAGGAUCAGAAUGAUGAUGAGGAUGAGGAGGACGAGGAGGAGGGCGAGGAUGGGGAUGAGGAGGAGGAGUCUGAUGCAGAUGCGGAUGCCGAGGGGCAUGCAGGGGUGCACCCGCCGGCAGACCCUGCGGCCCUCUGGGCGCACGUGCACGCGGUGCAGCACCAGGCUCAGCUGGCCAUGCAGCAGCACAUCGCGGCCAUGUGGGCGGCCCAGCAGCAGCAGGCGCUGGCCGCGGGGGCAGCGGCCGCGGGCGAGGCGGCAGCCCAGCUGCGGGAGCAGCGGGAGGCGGCGGCUGCGGAUGUUGCAGCUGCCGCGGCGGCCGGCCAGCAGCUGCAGCAGGAGGAGGCGGCCGGCGAGGGCCCAGCAGAGGAUGCCGCGAUGGCAGAGGCGGCAGAGGAGGAGGGGCAGGAGGGGGCGGCACCCGAGCAAAGCGAGCCACGGCGGGGCGAAGGCGGCGGCGGCGAUGAUGCCGCUGGCGCUGCCGCCAGCAGCAGCAGCGGCGGGCCCGGCAGCCGGCAGGACGGCCAGGGCGCUGAUGCGGCGGCGGAGGAGGAGGUGGGUGGCGGGGACGCGGGCUCUGAGGAUCAGGAGAACGAGGGGCCUGCGGCUGGAGACGGCAGCGGCGAGGGAUGGGCAGGUGGUGGCACCGGCGGCGCCGGCGGCGGCCCGGCGAGACGCCCGCUGUCUGAGCUGGCACCCAGCGUGCGCAGCAUGCACAGCACCGGCGCCGACCGCCCCUCUGCCUCCUCCGGUAGCCUGCGCCGCCGCAUGGAGAUGCGGCGCGGGCGCUGGCGCCAGGCAGCCGACGGGCCUGCCGGCGGCGGCGGCGUGGUGGUGGACUUGGUGGGCGGCGGCGCCGCGCCUGUGCGGGUGAAGCGGGAGCCUGGGGCUGCAGCUGGCGGGGAGGGCGCUUCUCAGUUCGACGUGGUGGACCUCACACUGGAUUCAGAGCCCCAGGGCGUUUAA
This is a messenger RNA of Chlorella variabilis, 5433 nucleotides long. RefSeq lists its product as hypothetical. NCBI's taxonomy places the organism in Eukaryota, Viridiplantae, Chlorophyta, Trebouxiophyceae, Chlorellales, Chlorellaceae. The transcript has 37 exons. The coding region runs from base 1 to 5433 and encodes 1810 amino acids. The record is from RefSeq and is a predicted model, not a curated record.